AUGGCGACUGAAUUUAAGAAGCUUUCCCGUCAGGAGCGUUUUUGCAUAGAUUCUCUCAAAAAUUUGGAAAGAUCCAUAGGAAAAUACAAUGAAGAGACGGAUAAGAAUAUGCUAGGAGCGUGGAAAGAAUAUUUAGAGGAGAUCAACGACGAGUUUAAGCGUGUUAGGUUAGAGUUGGAGUCAUCCGAUGAAUUUCAAGGAGCACUAAGACAAUCAAUCAAAAAGGAAGAAGGUUCCGAUGGAUCGAUCGAAAAUCUAUAUCAAUCCGCACGCGCUGAAUUUGAGCUCACUUACCUGAAAUUCAAAGGAUUUCUAGUUUCGAAUAUACAAAAACCUUCAUCAUCUACCGCAAUGGUCGUGCAAUCCGCUACAAAUACCGUACAUUCGCGGGUGAAAUUUCCGGAAAUAAAACUUCCGCAUUUCGACGGAUCCAUUAGGAAAUGGCCCACAUUUAGGGAUACUUUUAAAUCGUUGAUCGGUUCCGCACCUCAGCUCAGCAAUGUGGACAAAUUUUCGUACUUAGUCUCAUCUUUAUCUAAAGAGGCUAAGCGUGUGAUCGAAGUAAUUGAGGUUACAUCAGCCAACUAUUCUAUCGCAUGGGAAUUAUUAGAAAAGAGGUACGAGAACAAAUAUCUCCUAGUAAAAUCAUAUGUUGAAGCUCUUUUUAUAGCAGAGCCUAUGAGAAAAGAAUGUUUUGAAUCUCUUAACAGGCUGAUCGAUGAAUAUGAGCGAAAUCUGAAAAUUCUCGAGAAGUUGGAUGAGCAUCCGGAUGACUGGAGUACUAUUCUCGUAUUCAUGCUCAGUUCUCGUCUAGAUCCCGUAACCAUCCGUAAUUGGGAGACACAUCGGAAGUCAACAAAUAUUCCUACGUACAAUGAACUCGUCGAUUUUCUGCGCGGUCAUAGUUUGGUCCUUCAGUCUGUUGCCGCCUCUAAGCCUCGACUAUCCGAUCCUCCUCGUAUGUCUUCCGUAUCUCGUUCCAACACUUUCAAACUAACGUCUGUGCAUUCAGCCGUGUCGCCGUCGCAGAAAACAUGUCCUUUCUGCAAGAAGUCACCUCAUUCACCGUUCCAGUGUGAAACUUUUCGCAAAAUGACCGCUACUGAGCGGUACGGAGCCACCAAGAAAAAUUCGCUCUGCAUUAAUUGCCUAUCGUCAUCUCAUCUCGUCAAGAGCUGUUCUAGUGGAGCUUGCCGUGUGUGUAAUCAAAAGCACCAUACGAUGCUGCAUCAACGAACCAAUCCGCCAAAUAGCCAAUCAAACCAACCCCACCAAUCGAAGCUUCCGCCAUCUGGUUCGCAGUCAUCCUCCUCGUCCUACACUCCAGCAAACCAAUCACAGUCGUCUCACUCAAGCAAUCUACAUACGUCUCCUGAGAACCCAGCCCCCACCGUCUCUGCAAUUUCGACAAGCCACUUCUCAUCAGCACCCAACGAGCAACAGCAUAUCGUCCCAACAACGGUGUUAUUGUCAACCGCACUAGUGAAAGUUUUUGAUGCUAGUGGACAGUUCCUGUGGGCCCGAGCUCUUCUGGAUUCAGGGUCGCAGCUUAACUUCAUAUCGGAGCAGCUUGUCCAAAAAUUGAAGCUGAAUCGUGCAAGGGAGUUCAUCCCAAUCAGUGGUGUUGGACUUUCGUCUACUUUAUCCAAAUAUUCUACUACCGUUCGUAUCCAGUCCCAUCACCCUGGUUUUGAUACCAGUUGGAAAUUCCACGUUCUUCCUAAGAUCACGGUGGAAUUACCAAAUCAGGUCGUCGAUGUGUCAAGCUUCAAGUUUCCUUCGGACAUCGUGCUAGCGGAUCCUUCAUUCGGUCAACCCGGUCCAAUAGAUUUAAUUUUCGGCGUAGAAAACUUCUACGAUCUCCUAAGGGAUGGUCAAUUACAGAACGGUCACGGAGAACCUAUUCUUCAAAACACUGCACUAGGAUGGUUGGUGUCUGGAAAGGUCAGAUCUGGAAGGAUAAAAUCAUCAGUCGUCAAUCUCGCUUGUUCAAUAGCCACAGUCGAGGAGCAGCUAGCUCGGUUUUGGGAAAUCGAAUCAUGCCGCACUACCAGUACGUUCUCAUUGGAGGAAGCUGCAUGUGAGGAACAUUUCGCCAGAACAACUUUCCGAGAUCCUAAUGGUCGUUUCGUCGUCGCUUUCCCUAAACGGGAAUCAACUUUUUCCAAACUCGGGAGUUCGAAAGAAAUUGCUACUCGUCGUUUCUUAUCUUUGGAACGAAGACUUCUCGCUAAUCCUGCCCUGAAGGAUAAUUAUUCAGCUUUCAUUCGUGAGUAUGCGGAGCUCGGACACAUGGAGAUGGUAGCCAACCCUGACCCACAACUACCAACAUACUAUCUACCCCAUCAUUGUGUCGUUCGACCAGACAGCAUUACCACGAAGUUGAGAGUGGUAUUCGAUGCAUCAUGUCCAACGAAUACUGGGGUGUCUCUUAAUGAUACCCUCAUGGUUGGUCCGCAGAUACAAGACGAUCUGGUUGCCAUACUCCUUCGAUUUCGAUUUCCUCAGUACGCUAUCAUCUCGGACAUCGAGAAGAUGUACAGACAAAUCAGGAUGUCUCUCCUCGAUCAGCAACUCCUACUGAUUCUUUGA
Toxorhynchites rutilus septentrionalis is the source of this 2592-nucleotide messenger RNA. RefSeq lists its product as uncharacterized. Bases 1 to 2592 code for a protein of 863 amino acids. Lineage: Eukaryota; Metazoa; Arthropoda; Insecta; Diptera; Culicidae. The record is from RefSeq and is a predicted model, not a curated record. The transcript has a single exon.